Molecule: messenger RNA, 1400 nt
Organism: Polyodon spathula (Mississippi paddlefish)
Lineage: Eukaryota; Metazoa; Chordata; Actinopteri; Acipenseriformes; Polyodontidae
Exons: 6
Coding region: 104-709 (201 amino acids)
Biological process (GO): immune response; inflammatory response
Molecular function (GO): cytokine activity
Source: RefSeq, a predicted model, not a curated record
AGCAGCCCGUGUCACUAAGCAUGUCAAAGAGCCUUUAAAUCACAACUACGCUCGUUCGUGGGAGCACACUUCAUUCAAACAGGUGUGCAUCUGCAAGACAGGAAUGGAUCCGUUUGCUCUGCCAGAGGAACACUGUAUAGAGAUUAUUGAUUUCUUGGAUGGAGACGAACUGUACUUCCAAGACGAGGAGCAAUGCGGAGAUUACGAAGCCGAUGCCUUGCAGCAGUGUAGUCGGGGGCUGUCCAGAAUGAUCCUGAAUAAUAAAGGACAGUACCUGGUGGCCAGUAAAGACUUGAUCCCUACGUUUGAAGACAAGACCAGAAGACAGCUGGAUUGUGAUAGUGUCCUGUUCAUGAUUAAGCUGUACAAAAACACAGAAGGCGGCAGCUUACCUGUAGCAAUUCAGAUUAAAAGUGGAGACAAACUCAAAAGCUUGAAGUGUGAAGAAAAAGAAAAAAAGGUUUUGCUGGUGGAAGGAGAAGCCCCGGGAUACAUAGAGAAUAACCGUCAUGCCAUGGUGUUCUAUAUGAAGGUAGUGGAAGAUGUUCACGACAAGUACACGUUUCAGUCCGCCCUGUGGUCGGACUGGUACCUGGCCUUUGAGCCGGACGAUUCCCAGUACAAGCUGGUUCUGAAGUACAUGGGGGAUGAGGUGGAUGGACACGUGGACGAAAGCGUUCAUUUUGAACUUCAGCAAAAAGAGAAGUAAAAAAAAAAAAAAAAAAAAAAACGUCACCCUUUUUCAAAGUGUGUCUGUAGAAAUUAAAUCCUGUUUGAUACUCCAAAAAAUACGCGGGGGUAAAAGACAACUGCCGUGCAGCGCAGUUCAAUGAAUAUCAAACUAAAUUAUUAUUAUUAUUAUUAUUAUUAUUAUUAUUAUUAUUAUUAUUAUUAUUAUUAUUAUUAUUAUUAUUGUUGUUGUUGUUGUUAUUAUUAAUAUUUAAAUAGACUACAAAUAAUCAAAGUUAAGUUAGGAGUCUGGUUUUGAAAGAAAAUAAGGGACAUUUCUUCAUUUGUUUGCCUUCCCUUCGGGAAAUGGGUUAUUGGUGCACCUCCUGUAGGUCUUUUCACCUCGGCAGUGUCUUCACAGCCACCUCAUUGGCUUUAAAGCAAGUCAGUCAAUAGGGGAUGCAGGUGGUUGGGUAACGAAUGGACAGAAGACGUUAAAGGGGUGGGGGCAAUUUCAGGGCAGGUGUUCGGUCCAGGCAUUGUAGGAUUCUCCAGGCAAGCUCAAAGCCAGGGAAAGGCAGCUUUAGAGAAACAUGCAAAAAAAACAAAAGCCUCAAUAUUGGGGAAAUUGAACCCAGAAACACACGGAUUGAAAUAUGCCUUAAAAUACUGAGGGAGAUUAAUAAUAAUAAUAAUAAUAAAUAAUAAUAAUAAUAAUAAUAAUAAUAAAA